AUGGCGCAUAAACUAGCCGCAUGGAUUAUUCACAUACGAGGAGAACAAUUUGUAACAUCUCUGGAGAAUAGUGCAAUCGGUGAAAGCGUCUCCGAUAGCUUCCUCAACCUAACAGAGUUCCGCGAUCGAUAUGCAACACCCAACCAAGCAGGAGACGGAGAACCCAUUGAGGGACCACGGUGUGUUCAUGGCCCGGAAGCGUGGCUAGAGGGAUUGAGACAGAAAGGAUGGACACUUGCUACCAUACUCAUCAUCCUGCUUGCCGCUCACAGAUGCGACACAACAGCAUCCCUACUAGGUCAAGGUGACAACCAGGUGAUCGUGCUUAGAAUUCCUUCUCAACGAUAUGUUCAAGAGCGAAAGUUACCACCAGACGAGUAUACUAAACAGUUUCUCAGAGUGCUUGAGGACAUCUGCACGGCGUCCGGGAUAGUGAUCAAGGUACCUGAAUCAUGGAGGUCCAGGAGGUUAUUGGAGUACGGCCGACGCUACUAUUUGGAUGGUGUUUAA
Molecule: messenger RNA, 510 nt
Organism: Parnassius apollo (apollo)
Lineage: Eukaryota; Metazoa; Arthropoda; Insecta; Lepidoptera; Papilionidae
Source: the annotation of a GenBank genome assembly